Molecule: messenger RNA, 9629 nt
Organism: Stomoxys calcitrans (stable fly)
Lineage: Eukaryota; Metazoa; Arthropoda; Insecta; Diptera; Muscidae
Gene: RhoGEF2
Exons: 25
Coding region: 591-8678 (2695 amino acids)
Biological process (GO): G protein-coupled receptor signaling pathway
Cellular component (GO): cytoplasm
Molecular function (GO): guanyl-nucleotide exchange factor activity; G protein-coupled receptor binding
Source: RefSeq, a predicted model, not a curated record
AUUCUUGUCUCUCUCUUGGAAACGGUAACUGGAAACGGAACGCGAUUUCGCGAUUUUUUUUUUCUUUUCAUUUCGAACACAAAAACAAUCUAAUUGUUUAUGUUAUUAAAAUACAAGGCGUUUGCUUACAAAACUUAUAUCUACAUAUUCAAUUAUCGCUGCGCGUUGUGUGCAUAGUUUGGGGAAAUAAAUCUUCAAAGGAGUUUGGAAAGAAAGCAAGUCCAAAUUUUUCUUGUAUGUGUGUGUGCGUGUGGUAUAAAGAUCGUCGUGUAAGAAAAAAAAGUGAAAAAGUGAUCUCAGCGAAUAUUAAGUACAACAAAAAGUCAAUAUGGCCGCCACUUGUUGGAUGAUGGUGUUUUCUUGAUAAUAAGCAAAUAAUAAAUUAAUAAAAUAUAAAAAGUUGCAAAAGGGAAUUAAAGGUAGUUUCUUAUGAAGAACAAGUGUAGUGUUUGAAGAGAAUAAAGUAACAACAAAAAAAGAUAAUUGCUGUAAACAUCAUGUAAAACAAGGCUCAAGCAAGCAACCUUCGUUCAUUGUAUCGUUUUUGAGAAUUGUCGGAAAAAGUACAUCAACAUUAAGGUACAACACCUAUGGAAGACCCAUCAAUCACCAAAAGAUUGAUUGAUUUUGGUGCUGAAGAACAUGACUAUGACGAAGUUCAAGAUUUACCAGAGGAAUCAACAGCCACUGAUCAAUCUUUGCUCUCUGCUCAGAAUAACAAUAUUGUGUCCGGAACAGGAAAUUUAUCACCAGCCAGUGGAAUCGGACCUCUUAAUAAUAACAACAACUUCGAUUCGGCACCCGAAUUGCCACCGCCCAAACAGAACAAAUCUACUGUGAACAGUAACGCAAAAGCCAGCAAGACGAAGUCCUCCAAAUCCUCAAAGUCUAAAAUCCCGCGAUCCCCUUCCUUGGCAAGCACCUUAAGCUACAACAACUUCCAGCCGCCUCCAAUAUCUGGAAUUCCCCCGCAAACACCGCCACUUCCAUUAGGCUAUCAGAACAAAGGGAAAUCUCAGAAUUCGCCGACAGUGCCUCUGGACAACAGCAAUGCUCAUUUUUUCUCUAAUAACCCCACUAACAGCAACAUAAUGGCUGGCGGUAGCAGUGCUAAUAGCGGAGGAGGUUUGGCAAGUUCGAAUAGUGGUCAGCGUAACAGCGUCAAUAUGGCUGCAAAUACGCGACGUCCCCAACUACAAAUAUCUUCCCCAAUUGCAGGAGAAUCUCCUAAAAAUUUUCUGUUCUUAACGUUGACCGUACGAAAGGACGAAAACGGCUACGGAAUGAAGGUUUCUGGUGACAAUCCGGUCUUUGUUGAAAGUGUGAAACCAGGGGGUGCCGCCCAAAUUGCAGGUCUAGUUGCUGGAGAUAUGAUCCUAAAGGUCAAUGGCUUCGAAGUGCGUUCGGAGAAGCAUCCAACCGUGGUUAGUCUGAUAAAAGCGUCGACAAUUGUGGAACUGGCUGUCAAACGGAGUCAAAAGUUAGUUCGACCUUCUUCGGUCGGCAUUGUGCCUUCCACUCCAGUCUUGGGUCGCGAUCGAACAGCUUCUAUAACUGGACCACAACCGGUUGAUAGCAUUAAACGGCGUGAAAUGGAAACGUAUAAAAUUAAAACCCUUCAAAAAAUGCUGGAACAGGAACUUCUGAAUUUAGAACGGCUGAAGGGCGAUACCAACAAUCCGAGUUACAAACUUUCCGAUGCAAACGUUAAAAAACUCCGUGAACAGUUGCGACAAGUUGGCGCUGAGGAUGCACCGUCGGUUAAGUUACAAUCGUCGGCCAAUAAUAAUGGUAAAAAUGUAGGCUUAUUGUCGCCAAAUCAGUUACAUCACCUGUCUGCGUCCUCCUCCAACCAGACCACAUCACCACAAUUUAUUACUACACAUCUUAACCUACAUUCCCACAAUCACCACAGUCAAGCCACAACACCACAACCAUCACAAUCAUCACCAGCAUUUCUGUCGUUGUUACCGCGUUCGCUAUCGUCCUUGUCGUUGGGUGGUCGUAGAAAUAAAAUUGACAAAGAUUUAAUAACAGCUCCUCUAAAUAAUACCACGGAUUUUUUACAUACCUCCUCCACCAACUACACCACGGACAAUGCCACCUCGUCUCCUACGCCACCCUUCAAUAUGUCGCAAUCCUUGCACAAUCCCUUGCAGGCACAACAUCCGCGAAAUUCGGCUCAACAACUGUUCCACUUACAUCAGCAGCAGUUGCAACAGUUGCAGCAACAGCAUCAGGGCAAGGGCACUCCAAAAUCAUCGAAAAGCAAGAACAAAUUCACUGCCCAGUCGAAGAGCGUGAUAGAGGAAGACGACGUUCCGCCACCAUUGCCUCAAAGGAAUCUGCCGCGGCAGCUUCAAAUGGAUGCCACAAACAAUAAUGCUGCAAGUCAAGGCUUUUCGCCCAUUUCAGAUUUAGACAAUGCAGCUGCUGGCGGUACCAAUUCACCUGUGCGCAAUUCCCCCCAGCCGCCACUUUCGGCGGCUGCUAGUACCCCCGUUGCCGCUGGCAGCAAAUCGAAAAGAUCCAAAGCCAAAACGAAAGCUUUAUCAGAUCCAAAAAUGUCAACUCAGAUGUUUCUGCAGAUGGAAAGUGCCGGCGCUCAAAAUAUGACACCACACGAUGGCACACAAUUGGAGGAGGUGCCUCCACCUCUUCCACCACGACAGCCUGGCAUGAUAGAGGAAGCCCAAACGGGCCACAGAGGUAGUAUUCAAAAUUUGAGUAAUUCGCGGCCUUCGCCGAACAGCGUGGAGACGCUCAUGCAAUAUCCAUUGGUUGCCACCUGCACUCCAGUGCACCGAGAUAAUAUGUCCGCAGCCUUUCCGCUGUCCCAAAGGCCAAAUAUAGUUCAGCAAUUGCAGCAACAUCAACAACAGCAGCAGCAGCAACACGCCAUGCAUGCUGCCGGCAGCGGUGGCCCCAAUGCGGCUGCUUUGGGACAGACACCACACAAUGUGAACCACAUGAACAAACAUAGACGAGUGGUAUCGUCGCCGGAAAAUAUGCACCCAAGACAUCCGGAUCGUCACAUCAAAACAAAUUCGGGAUCCUGGGAGCUGAUAGAAAAAGACGAUGAGAGUACUCCACCAGGUACACCACCACCUCCCUACAGACAUGCCCAUUCCGCCAGCAUGUCGGGUAACGAAGAUAGUAUUCACGAACAUGGCGGAGCAUCGACAAGUGGAAUUUUCGUUGAAUCUCAUCAUUUCACGCCUUUGGCUGGAGCUGUGUCGCCUCCCCCUUUAUCACAUUCCAGUCGUAUUCAAGCGGCCCAAACGAGUUGUACCCAAAAGGAGAUCAUGUCAAUGGAAGACGAGGAUGCGUCCGACCAGGAAGGUCCGUUUAUAGACGAGAACGGUCCGUUCAAUUCGCUUCAACGGUUGCUGGAAACGGAAAACGUUGCAUUUCUGGCAGUAUUUCUGAACUUUGUGCUUUCCAAUUCGGAACCAGCGCCCCUUCUAUUUUACCUUAUAACGGGUCUAUACAAGGAGGGCACCGCCAAAGACAUGCGUAAAUGGGUAUACGAAAUUCAUUCGACCUUUCUGGUGCCUCGUGCCCCUCUUGUUUGGUACCGUCACGAUGAGUUGUUGGCCCGAGAGGUGGAUGUGGUUCUUCAGAAUGAAUUCGACAAAGUCGAGAUUCUGAGAAAGGUAUUUUGGAAGAGCCGUAAAAAAGCCAGAGAUAUUAUAUGCGAACAAUUGAGAGAAUUCCAACAAAAACGAACAGCUGGUUUGGGAACUAUAUACGGGCCAACAGAUGCUCAAUUGGCCGAAGCAAAGGGGGACAAACAGCGAGAACAACACAUUUUUGAGGAGACCCUCAUGAAGAAGUUACAAGUUUUAAUUGACGAGUACGAUAAAGAUCUCCCUAACGAGGAUCCAAAGAAACUGGCACUAUGCUCCGCACUGUCUACGGUUAUACAUCGAAUAUUCAUAACACGCUCCCAUCCAAAUAGUAUAAUAGAUCGCGUCCACCAUUUCGUCAGUCGGGAGAAGAGUUUCAAAUCUCGUUUAAUGGGCAAGAAAGGAAAGAUGAUUGUGCGUGGUCAUCCAUUGGUAUUGAGACAAUACUACGAAGUGACCCACUGUAAUCAUUGCCAAACGAUAAUCUGGGGUGUCAGCCCACAAGGCUUCCAUUGUACAGACUGUAAAUUAAAUAUUCACCGUCCUUGUUCGAAAAUAUUAGAAGAGAAUUGCCCUGGCCCAUUACCUCAAGCGAAACGGAAAGAUAAAGAUCUGAAUAACGAUAGUAAAAUAAGUAAACUAAUUAUGGGCAAAAUCCGCCAGAAAACGUCAACGGAUGCUAGUGGUGGAGACAAACGCCAGCGGCAAGAUGCAGACGAUUUCGAUCCUUUGGAGCUACCCAAUGAACGUUUAAACUCCACUUCGAUUCAAAGACACCCAUCAGACCGCAGGACGGAUGGAGCGAAUAUUUCGAUACGAUCCAAUGGCAACACAUCCGCUCAUUUAAAUGCCAGCGAUUUGCAAAAUUCAUUUAAUGCCACGGACGUCAGUAUGGGCGCCGUUGGCGGCUCCCAGGCGGGUGCCGACAUUAACCUUACAGCAGGUGGUGCUGGAGCUGGGGUGUCAACAGGCGUAUCGGGUGCCUUAUGUGCUCUCAACGAUAUAAAUGCGCAGGACGCAAGUGAGAGCAAUUUACUACGCAGGGAACGUUUACACCAACAACAUCAGCAAAAUAAAAGUGCCCCCGUUUCUGUGAAUCGAUCGGAAUCGUAUAAAGAACGACUUUCGCACAAACGUAAUCGUAGCCAACGCAAGACAUCCGAUCCAAAUUUAACAUCAAGGCCAAACGAUGAUCAACCUGACUUGGGCCUAUCCAAUUCCAACUUCACUGCAAGUUCAAAUUCUAGUCUUUCUUCGGGUGGUGGAUCCGAGAGUCCAUCGACAUCCAUGGAACAAAUGGGAGGAGUGGGUGCCAACAGCACCACCGCAACAGGCGCAGCAUCAAUACAUCCGCAUCCGCAACAUCAUCACCAGCACCAACACAGUCACCAAGACUCUUUUCAUGGCAGCAUUGGUGGCUCUUCAAAUGCCAGUUUCUGGAGUGGCUCUGCGCCAACGGGUCAAAUGGCUAGACAUUGGAAUUUCGAGAGUGACGAGGAGGAUGAUCUCAUCAAUGAAGCCGACUGGAGUUCUAAUGUGGCUGCAGAAAUAUUGGCGACUUUGACAGACGCCGAGAAAAAGAGGCAGGAAAUUAUUAAUGAAAUCUAUCAAACCGAACGGAGCCAUGUUCGUACGUUAAAGCUUCUGGAGCGUUUAUUUUUCUACCCGCUGCAGGAAAGUGGCCUGCUUACCCAGGAUCACUUGCAUCUGCUCUUUCCGCCCUCUCUGUUGUCGCUGUGUGAUCUCCAUGGGUCAUUUGAGCAGAAGAUCAAGCAGCGUCGCAUUGACAACUCCUACAUUGUAAAUAACAUUGGCGACUUACUUGCCGGCAUGUUCGACGGUAAAUCCGGAGAGGAACUUCGGGAAUUCGCCGCUCAAUUCUGUGCACGUCAGCAAAUAGCAUUAGAAGCUCUAAAAGAGAAACGUCGAAAGGAUGACCAGUUGCAAAAGUUGCUUUCGAAAGCGGAAUCGCACAAAGCGUGUCGUCGCUUACAGUUGAAGGACUUGUUGCCAACAGUUUUGCAGCGCCUGACCAAAUAUCCUUUGUUGUUCGAAAAUCUGCACAAGGUGACUGUGCGUGUUGUGCCGGAAGAUGUGGCAGAGGCUGAGGCUAUACAAAAAGCAUUGGAGUCGUCAAAGAAAAUUUUGGUCGAUGUCAAUCAGGCGGUAAAGACGGCUGAAGAUGCGCACAAGUUGCAAAAUAUUCAGCGAAAAUUGGACAAAUCUACAUUCGACAAAGAAAAGGACAAAGAUGAAUUCAGGAACUUGGAUUUGACUCAAUACCGUUUGAUACACGAUGGUAGCUUAACCAUGAAGAAGAAUCCAAGUGUACAACUGUAUGGCUUGCUAUUCGAGACAAUGAUUGUGCUGCUAACAAAACUGGACGACAAAUAUUCAUUGAAAUAUUUACAUGCCGCACGAAACACGGAAGUCAAUAACAAAGGAGUCUGUCCCGUCAUGAGCAUAGACUCUGAGACACUGGUACGUCAAGAGGCAGCCGAUAAGAACUCAUUUUUCCUUAUUAAAACAAAAUCAUCACAAAUGUUGGAGCUCCGAGCCCCCAGCAGUUCAGAAUGUAAAACAUGGUUUAAGCACAUAUCGGAUGCUGCCGAACAAUACAAGCCCCGCUCCAAAAACACAAAUCAUGAACAUAUUGAUGAUCCGGCCAUUGCGACAUUACCGCAUUCCAAUACACGCGAAUCCUUGGAGCUGACACCGGAACGAAUGCCACCGCAGUCGGCUACCGCAACUGUGAUAACGACGCCGUUGGCACCCAUAAUGCCAAUGCCAAGUGUGAACAAUGAGAGAAGUGGCUUUGGCAGUCAUCCCAGUGAUGUGCAGUUGCGUAAUGGUCGCCGCGAGAGCACACCAACGUCAGUGGGCACGGCAAGUGACUCCUAUCCCCCCUACUACAACAUGAAACAGAGAUUGAGCCACAACGAGCUGUCGGCAAAUGCGAGCGCUGUCAAUCGUACCAUGUCCACUCGCAGCUGUGGCGAUGCCUAUCAUAACUACAGCAACACGGGUGACUUUGCGGGCGCAAAUGGCGUCACUUUGCGGCACACACAGUCGGCCAGACAGGCCAACGGAUCUGGCGAAGACAACGCCGCCGGCUCCGUUAGCAAUAAGAGAGACAGCGCUAGUAUUGUCUAUUCCAAUAAUUCCAAUAACACCCGUACUUUAAUGCAAUCAUCGCCGCCACUGGUGGAACCCACAGCUAUACAGAUUAGUAUAAGUCCUGCCCAUACAGCGGAGCCUGUUCUAACACCGGCCGAAAAGCUGAGACGUCUGGAUGCCAGCAUACGGGACGGUCUGUUGGAAAAACAAAAGAUAAUAUGUGAUAUGUUCCGCCUGCCCGUGGAACACUUUCACGAGAUUGUAGAUAUUGCGGCCAUGCCGGAGGCACCAAAGGACAGCACUGAUAUAGCCUUGGCUGCCUAUGCCCAAGUGCAGUCGCUCACCGAAGUGAUAAACGAGUACAUGAAGGUAACUCCCGAGCAAGAGGUAUCGGCGGUCUCAACUGCUGUCUGUGACAAGUGUCACGAGAAACAGCAACAGAAUCGACAACGUCUCCCCCCCCACAAUGUGGGAAAAUUAAGUGUUGGCCCAGAUGUACCUCCGCCCUUGCCUCCGCCAAACAAGCAAACGGCCCAGGCGCAGCAACAGACACCAGCGCCGACGGCGACAAAGAUUCAAAUGUGCGCUUUGGAGGAGACAAACAUUCACGAAGAUGACGAUGGAUAUUGCGAAAUUGACGAGUUGCGUUUGCCAGCUUUACCUCCUUUAACAAAGACAACGUCCACCCCUGCAGGAAUACCUCCGCCAACCCCACCCAUAACAAAGACAACAGCAGCUAUGAAGGGUUCACCCCCACCGCCCCUGCCACCACCAGCCGGCAGCUUCAAAAGUCCGCCUCCCCCUCCACCGCCUCCGGUAAAAAGCACGGCGGCGCCAACGACAUGCUCUUCCAUAUCCACAUCGACGACACCCGAAUUAAUAAAACGCCAAAGUACAAUCAGUGCUGACAGCAUUCCAGAAGAAUCUACUGAUGACCUUACGAAUGCUCUGGCGGAUGGUGCUUCGAAAGCCGAAGAAGUCAUUGAGGAUGGACAUCGGCUAAUGGAUACCCCAGAAGAGCCGCCACAAACUUUGGACAAAAACAAUACAAACGAAUCGCUUUGCGACAUUGCGGAGAAUGUGGAAACAACAGCUCCUAUAGCCACUAUCGAUGAUGAGGAGGAUAAAGAGGACGAUUCGGCAAUGCAUACAGCCGAAUGCGAAAGCAUUUCCGUUGAUGAUAAAUCAAUCCAACCGUUGGAGGCUGACGGGAAGCCCACCACCCCCGCCAUAGCAACAGAAAAUGAAUUAAGCGCACCCAUGAUUGCAGAGCCCCAAAGACAGAACAGCAAUGCCACGCAGGCCGAUGAUCUUUCACUGGGAAGCGAACAUGUUGAGGUCAACCAGGCAUUCGAGUGUUUGGCUAUGCUAAAUAAUUUGACAACCGUGGCUACCUCUAUGGUCGAUAGCUCAACCCAAACGUUGUCCACAGCCACAAUUUCACCAAUCUGCUCUGGCAGCAACGCAAGCACCCUCCCAAAUGCAACUGGUGCCAGCAGCAACGGCCAUCUUCCCACUCCGUGUGGACCAAAUCGCGUCCAGCAUGCAAAUUCAUUAGAGCCAAGUGUACCUUGCUAUGCUUUAAGCAGCAUUGUUAGUUCUCUGAAUGCGCAAAUUUCAUUACUAUUGCCCAAGAUCAAUGAACGUGAUAUGGAACGGGAACGUUUAAGAAAGGAAAACCAACAUUUAAGAGAAUUAUUGAAUGCGAUGCAUGAACGACAGAGAGUUGAAUCAAAACUGGAAACUCCAUGUGACAUCACAACAAGUGCCGAAAUGGCCGAUAACGAAAUGGAUGUCUCCUCUCCCACUACAUCUACAACACCUACGCCUACUCCAGUACCAGUUAACAACAUCUCGGCACAACCAGUUGGCGAAGACGAAAACAAAACGGCAGUCGGAAGCACCGAUGGAUCUGUGGAGGCACAAAAUUAAAAACUGAACAGACUUAGUGUUAAAAGUUAUGAUAAAAAAAAUAAAUAAAAGGAAAUAUUUUUGAUAUAUAACCACCUGCCAAUUGAAUUGGCGCUUAUAUAAAGUAAAGAUUUACAAUCGAUAUACAUACAUAUAUACAAAUAUUCAUAUAAACUUACUUAGAGUAUCUUAGAUCAGGAAACUAUAAAUAUACAUGCAAUACAUACACACAACCCCAAUUAAUAAACUACAAUACGAGUACUAUUGAAAAUAUUUUUCGUGUGCGAAUCCAGCCCCCACUUACCCUCUAAAAAAUGCCUUUCUCCUCAAUCUCUCGCAGCCUAUAUCGCAAGCAUUAACAAACAGCCCCUUUCAUUACCAUUUAUGUGAAAUGUUUCGAAAAAUCCAUACAAAGCUACUCGUCCGUACAACACUAAGCCAACCGCACAAUGUCCCUUUCUACACCAACAUGAAAUCAUACCUACAACGGCACACUCCUUGUUACGCAAUUUCCUGAUCUUGCAGUCAUAUCUUUUCCAUGAACUGCAUGCAUACCUUUUUGUUUCCAAACGUGGACUCACUCCCUGCUAAACUCCACGCCAAACCGAUUAAAUUAGAAAAAGCCUUAUUAUUCUUGGAAAAUACGUAUAUAUACAUAUAUGUGUGUGUGUGUGUUAGGAACAAUUUAAAUCGUAGCGAAAGCAAAACAACUUUUAUUAUUAUUAUUAUUAUUAUUCUUUGUUUUAUUUUUUUCCUUCCUUUGUCUUCUCUUGGAGAAACACUGCGGAAGAUAGGGAACACUGCAAGUUAGUGUUACUGGAUUGUAUUUAAACUUUAAUUCUAUUAAUAAAUAACUAAUUGUGUUUUUAGUUUACAUUUACUUUUACUAUAAUGUAUUAAAAUUACAGUACACCUGCAAAAAUAUUUACACAAAAAUAAAUACAAAAAAUAUAUUGUGCAAAUCAAAUAAAA